Messenger RNA from Trametes versicolor FP-101664 SS1, 2239 nucleotides. RefSeq names its product sphingomyelin phosphodiesterase. The coding region runs from base 23 to 2080 and encodes 685 amino acids. The record is from RefSeq and is a predicted model, not a curated record. Gene Ontology annotation, molecular function: sphingomyelin phosphodiesterase activity. Gene Ontology annotation, biological process: sphingomyelin catabolic process. The transcript is spliced from 22 exons. Lineage: Eukaryota; Fungi; Basidiomycota; Agaricomycetes; Polyporales; Polyporaceae.
CGCUGCCCUCCUCGGAGCUGCAAUGCUGUCGCACAGGGUGUUGAGUAUCGUGGCCGCGUCGGCCGCAGUCUUCUCCGUCCCUGGAUUUGCAGAACCGGUCGCGGUAGACGCGCUCGGGCCUUCCGCGUUCACGGCACCAGGGGCGUUCCCGACGUCUGUCUACAAACACUAUUACAACUCUCCCACCGCGACCUCUGCCCAGCCACAGCCCGUCAUCUCUGACCCCGUAUCGCACAGUAUCUAUCCGUUUGAGUUGACGAACCCGGCGACGCUGCCCAAGAACAACACGCAUGAUCCCCACAUCUUGCCGCCAAAGGCGUCGUCGGGGGCGAUCCUCGAGUCUGCGUUCGCGCAGGUCCUGUCGAUCGCCAGCAACCCGACCUUUGGGGACAACAACUGCGCGCGCUGCCAGGCGGCCCUCCAGGUCGGCAAGUUCCUCGCGCUCGCGGCCCCGGAGGAGGGCCCUGCGUUCGCGGUCCGCGUGUGCGAGCACUUCAACUUCAACAAAGACUGCGCGACCCAGUUCGGCAUCUUCCAGCUCGGGUCCGUCGUCACGCAGGUCAUCGCGAACUCGGACGUGGGCGGACUCGACGGACAGAUGAUCUGCUCGCACUUCCUCUCAGGCCUGUGCCCGGCUCCGACCGCGAGCCCGCUUAACCUCACCAACUGGUUCGCGAAGCCCAAGCCUAAUCCGCUUCCUGCUGCGAAGAAGCCCUCCGGCAAGCGCAUGAAGGUCCUGCACCUAUCCGACAUGCAUAUCGACCCACGCUACGCUAACGGCGCGGAGGCGAACUGCACGUCUGGACUCUGCUGCCGCGAGAACAACUUCAACACCCAGAGCCCGCAGAAGGUUUUGUUCCCCGCCCCGCGCUUUGGCUCGUACCUCUGUGACUCACCUGUGUCGUUGAUCGUGUCUGCACUUGAGUCCAUUCCUGUCCUUGCAGGCACAGAGAAAACUGGAUUCGACUUUACCCUCUACACGGGCGAUCUGGUCUCUCACGACUCCGAGAACCAGCUGUCGAGGGACUACAUUCUGUACACAGAGACCCUUAUGUACGACCUUCUCCGUCGGGCGCUCGGCUCAGGGCCUGUGUAUGCUGCUCUAGGCAACCAUGACUCCUACAACCAGGCACAGGACGCUCCUCACGCUCUAAAUGGCCAGUUGGCCGAUCAGUUCAGCUGGAACUACGACCACGUCGCCGCGCUCUGGGAACACGAAGGAUGGUUGCCCCAUUCCGCCGUCGAAACCGCUCGCGCGCACUACGCCGCGUACAUGGUCCGACGCCAAGAUGGCCUGCGUAUCAUGACGCUGAAUACCGACUUAUGGUACACAGCGAACUACUUCAACUAUAUCAACAUGACGAACCCGGACGUUUCUGGCAUGCUUCGGUUCCUGACGGACGAGCUCCAAGCAGCGGAGGAUGCCGGUGACGCUGUUUGGAUCCUCGGACAUGUGCUAUCUGGCUGGGAUGGCACGAACCCCCUGCAGAACCCGACGAACCUAUUCUACCAGAUCGUGGAUCGCUUCUCACCCCAUGUCAUCAAGGCGAUCUUCUUCGGCCACACCCACGAGGACCAGGUCAUGAUAUACUACGCGAACAACGCCACUGCUAUCAGCGCGCAAACGGCAGGCGCGGUGGGGUGGAUCGGGCCCUCGGUGACACCCUUGACGAACCUCAACUCGGGCUUCCGCGUCUACGAAGUGGACUCCGGGACCUUCGAAAUCGUCGACGCGCACACGUGGAAGAGUGACGUCAACGCGUUCCCGCAGCUCGACUCGCAGCUCGCGCACGGGCCCACGUUCGAGUACGAAUACAGCACCCGCGACGCGUAUGGCGCGAACAUCCCCGGCUGGGGCCCCACCGACCCGCUGAAUGCCACCUGGUGGCAUCUAGUGACCGAAGCCAUGGAGGCGGAUGCAUCCCUGGUCACGAAGUUCAACACGUUCCAAGGGAAGGGUUCGGUGCGCAGCCCGCCGUGUACUGGGGACUGCGUCGCCGCGAAGAUCUGCUACAUCCGCAGUGGGAGCGUCCCCAUCGCUAAGCAGAACUGCCAGGCCGGGUUCGGGUCUGUCCAGUAAGCUCGAGGCCGGGUGGGGUUGUUGCCUAUGGAUACAUAACGCGCUUCUUGCGUGGUCGUCGAAAAGGGUUAAGUUGGGAAGGUGUAGCGGGUAGUGCCAUGUAUGGGCUGUCUUUGAAUUUGGAAACGCCGGUCCCACUUGCUAUCAAUUCAAUUUCCG